Molecule: messenger RNA, 1585 nt
Organism: Rhopalosiphum padi (bird cherry-oat aphid)
Lineage: Eukaryota; Metazoa; Arthropoda; Insecta; Hemiptera; Aphididae
Exons: 6
Biological process (GO): detection of chemical stimulus involved in sensory perception of smell; sensory perception of smell
Cellular component (GO): plasma membrane
Molecular function (GO): odorant binding; olfactory receptor activity
Source: RefSeq, a predicted model, not a curated record
AUGUUUAGUUGACUUCAUCGGUCGUGCAAUAUGAAUUCAGAGAAUAUUUUCAACGGCAGGCCAGUGGCUCUUAACUUAUCAACGUACAAGCAAUUAGGCUAUUAUCAACUGUUAGAUCCAAAAGGACCGCAUUUCUACGGAUGCCAUAUUUACAGAACAAUUCUGAAAAUAUUCCUCUUGGUUGUCCAAUUUAUUACGAUUUUCGGGGUGGUGGGAUUCUUUAUAGAGAUAGAAAAUGUUGAUGCUAGCCACGGUAAAUCGAAUUCCUUCGAAUUAAUUAUUAUCCUAACAAAUUGUUCACUAUCUUCGUUGAAAAUGUAUACACUUGUAUCAAAUAACAAAAUAAUUUGGGAUCUCUUCGAUCUCACAUGUCUAGACUUUUUAAAAUGUUCUCGACAUAGUGAAUUGAUCACGGCAAACUUCAUGAAACGUUGUAAAAAGUCAACUAGAAUCACAAAAUGGAUAGCUCGUUCUUUUCUCGUAGGAUUGAUUUUAUGGGUGAUGGGACCUUUCAUCGCUAAUGAAGAAAACACUGCACCCAAAGCUAGUCAUCGAUAUCAAAAUAUUAUCAACAUAAAGUUUCCAGUGACAGUGAAAACCUAUAACGAUUACUACUUUGUAUUUUAUUUUAUGGAAGUGGCUGUAGGAUUUUGUAUCGUUUAUGGUUCAGUUUUAGUAGACGCUUUUCUCAUGUCAUUUUGUUGGAUUAUUUCCGCACAGUAUCAAUCGGUCACUAAAGCAUUUGCAACAUUUGGACAUAAUAAUGAAUUAAGUUCUCCGAAAGAAAUUUAUAAUAAUUUCAAAUCAAUUAUAAUCGACCAUCAAAAUGUUUAUUUAAAAAUGAAAUCAUUUUAUGCUGUCGUGCGACCCAUUACUCUCAUUCAUGUUUUCGCUUAUUCAUGCUCAUUAAUUAUGUAUGCAUAUGUAAUCGUAACGAUCUUUCACUCAAAAGAAUCGUUCAUUAUUGCUGAAAUAAUGAAAAUAGUUAUGACGGUAUCAAAUGUCACGAUUGAAGUGUUUAUCUUUUGUUAUUUAUUCGAACUUAUCGAUAACAAAAAAGAAGAUGUAAACUUUGGAUUAUACAGCUGUAAUUGGACUAGGAUGGACAUGAAGUUUAAACGACUAUUGUUAAUGUCAAUGAAAAUGAACAAUGCUAAUCGAUUGAAGUUAAAAGCAACGCCGGACGUAACUAUCAAUCGGCCGUUUUUCGCAAAUGUAAUCCACACUUGCUUCAAAAUAGUUUCAGUUUUAAUCCAAACUCAAUCUAAUGAAUUAUUAAACUAAAUACAAUUGAAUAAUGUCUUACAAUUGUUAUCAAUUCAUCAUCAUUCAUCAUUCAUCGGAGUUCAUAUCAAAAAUAUUUUAUGUAACGUAAAUAAAAAUACGUACCUUAAAUUAAGCUUAACUAGCUGACGAUGUUUAGAAAAUAAAUUUAGUACGAACAAUCUAAUAUAUUAAGUCAUAGAACUGUCUGAACUAUUAUUAUAGGUGCCUACUGCCUACUACAAUUAUUAUACUACCUAUAUGGUAUUAUUUUAGUUAUACUUAAAAUAUACAACAUUUAAAUGCUUUAACGAGAAACACA